AAAAAAUACAUAUAUAAACCCACCCAUCGUUGUCCCACUUUCGGUUGAAAUGACAAGACUUUGCCCAAACCCAGAGGAUGCAGAAGGAGAGACAAAAUCUGUUUAACAGCAAAACUACUAGAUAAAGGACCUUCACACAUGGAGCAAAAGGACACAAUGCAUGCCUAUUACAUGAAACAGGCACUACUGAUGGGAGAAAAAGCCCUUCAAUUAGGCGAGACGCCUGUAGGAUGUGUCCUAGUAUAUGCUGGUAAAAUAGUCGGCACUGGAAUGAACGACACAAAUAGGUCGAUGAAUGGUACUAGACAUGCUGAAUUUGUUGCUAUUGAAGAAGUGCUACGAAGCUACUCAAAAUCUAUAUUGCGCUCUACAGAUCUCUAUGUGACUGUUGAACCAUGUAUCAUGUGCGCCUCUGCGCUGAGACAGUAUCAGAUACGAAGCGUAUACUUUGGCUGUGCCAACGAACGCUUUGGAGGGACAGGAAGCAUCUUGUCAUUGCAUUCUGAUCAUUCAAUCGAGCCUGGUUAUCCAGUAUAUGCUGGUCUAUUUGACAAGGAGGCCAUUAUGCUCCUCCGACGCUUUUAUAUACAGGAGAAUGAGAAAGCACCCAAUCCUCGCCCCAAGAAGAAUCGAGAACUAAAUACAAAAUUUAGAGACUGUGCGGAAGAUGACCUAAUCAUAUGAUCUGGAUCCAAAAUUCCCAACCACGCCCUUCUCAUGCCGAAGGUAGUCCGACUACAAUG
Molecule: messenger RNA, 743 nt
Organism: Monascus purpureus
Lineage: Eukaryota; Fungi; Ascomycota; Eurotiomycetes; Eurotiales; Aspergillaceae
Source: the annotation of a GenBank genome assembly